CUCCCACGAAAACUGGACCUUUACGGAAGCGUUGCUUAAGAGAGGCAGGGUUUGCUGUGACUUGAGUCUGAGUACUUCAAGCCUUGAGGCGUCCACGAGGAAAUCGACUCUCAAAAUUUGCGCUCACGCCUCCUUGUGCUGUCCUUGAUCUCUUGUUCCUCUGCUAUUUUUUGUGUCUGGAGAGCCUUGAUCGAUACGGCAGGCUUUCUGCCAACCCAUGUAUCCGAGGGAUGUUCCCGUUGCUACCCAGGCGGCCCAAACGCCACCGCUUACUCCAACUCACGACCAGAUAGUCGUUUUAUAUGUUACCGUUGUUUAUGCCGUGGUUAUAUUCGGAAUCUGGAAUAUACCAGUUGCACGGACGCUAAUUAACCCACUUAAACUCUUUACCAUUGGGUGGCAUGAGUUUUGCCACAUCGUAGCGGCCAUCCUGACUGGAGGGACCAUAUCGUCGGUCACGAUCGAUCCAAAUUUGGGUGGCGCAACAAUUGUCGAGGGUGGCCGUCCACCAAUUAUACUCGCGGCAGGGUAUGUGGGAUCAAGCGUUUUUGGUGGCGUCUUCAUACUGGCUGGCUUCGAUUCUCUCGUCGCCAAAAUUCUGAGCUUUGUCCUUGGCCUGGGGCUUGUUACUCCGUUGGUUCUUGUGCGAGACAAGCUGACCAUUCUUCUCACAUUAUUCUACGAGGGUCUACUUGUUGGCUUCUGGUUUAUCGGACAUGCGCAAGCUCUUCGAUGGUACUGCUUAUUCGUUGGCGUCAUGAACACAUUCUACGUUAUCUGGGACUUGACAGAUGACAAGUUCUUUCGAAAAGCGAAUGAUUCUGACUGCACGCAGUUCAAUCUUAUGUUUCCACGAAUAUCUGCGCAUGUGUGGGCUUGUUUCUGGAUAAUGUUCCAAACAGGAGUAUGCAUAUCAUUUCUAUUCAUAGGAAUAGUUUCAUUCAAGCUAUCGACAGGGGAUAUGAAUACCCAAGCGGCUGUUUUUUUGCCAACAUAACAAUAGCACAACUCCACGAGUACGAAAAUCACUACACUUGCACUCGCUUAGAAUUCACGGGCUUUUGUCGUUCACAUACGGACUUGUACGAUCGGAGAGUGGUUCAAUCACAUGUAUCUUUGCUGCACCAUUUGCUCCGCCCAGUAUCUAUACCACACAUGACAAUGCGGAUUCAUACCAUCAGUGACAAUCAUUGUUCAUAUUUCUGAAUGCAUUGUGCUCAUCUUCGUAGAACGGUCGCUAAAUUAAUGUAACUAUAGCUCUCGCACACACGAUUCACUUUUAAUAUAGCUAUGCUCAUGUCAAUAACGCCUGUUUUGUCGACUGAGCUGGAGGUUGGAACCAU
Suillus bovinus is the source of this 1343-nucleotide messenger RNA. Its product is annotated as peptidase M50B-like-domain-containing protein. NCBI's taxonomy places the organism in Eukaryota, Fungi, Basidiomycota, Agaricomycetes, Boletales, Suillaceae. The transcript has 12 exons. The record is from RefSeq and is a predicted model, not a curated record. Bases 218 to 997 code for a protein of 259 amino acids.